Molecule: messenger RNA, 5936 nt
Organism: Pimephales promelas (fathead minnow)
Lineage: Eukaryota; Metazoa; Chordata; Actinopteri; Cypriniformes; Leuciscidae
Gene: adamts3
Product: ADAM metallopeptidase with thrombospondin type 1 motif, 3
Biological process (GO): extracellular matrix organization; proteolysis
Cellular component (GO): extracellular matrix
Molecular function (GO): metalloendopeptidase activity
Source: RefSeq, a predicted model, not a curated record
ACUCAGACAAGGCUCUGUCCAGCCAGCUCAACUCAACUUGACCACCUCAGUUCUUCAGAGGGAUGUCUUUCCUAUAAGUUUAACAAACUGAGGCAUUGACCCAAGUUCUACAACUUUUAACUUUAUUCAUUAGCCUACUCUUUGCUUACUUUUAAACCAGUCUUUAAAUGUGUCUUGUUUAAGAAUUAGUGCGCAACACUUUUAAAGAAGACAGGCGCGCAGUGAAACAUCCACACUUGGAUUAUAGUUUCUGUUUCUCGCCUUUCAGUUGAGAAAACCCGACUCGUGAUGGUUGUCCUGUCACUUAGGUUACUAAUGGUAGGAGUUGUAGUAUGUCUGACUUCAGCUCUUCUGGCUGGUGAAAUUAAAGAUAAAAAAGACUCAUUGAAGAUCCGUUUGAAAGAGUAUGGCCUCAUUACUCCCAUCAGUACGGAUGCAGAGGGACACUACCUCUCGCAUCUUCUCUCAGCCAAUCACAAGCAGCGUGUGAAGCGCGAGCUUUUGGAAGGGUCAACGCAAGCGGUAGACAGACUAUUCUUUAACAUCACUGUCUUUGGCAAGGAAUUCCACCUCCGACUACAUCCCAACCAAAGAUUAGUGGCUCCCGGAUCUAUGGUGGAAUGGCAUGAUGAAAUCGAAAUAGCUGGGAAUGCAACUGAGAAUGGAACCCGCUCAGAGAGAAUACUUAGAAGGGAGUUGCUGAAAACAGACUGCACUUUUAUAGGGGACAUCACGGAUGUGCCUGGAGCUUCUGUUGCUAUAAACAACUGUGAUGGACUGGCGGGCAUGAUUCGUACUGAUUCUGAUGAGUACUUCAUUGAGCCUCUGGAGCGAGGAACACAGGAACACGAGGAGAGAGGAAGAGUGCAUGUGGUUUAUCGAAGGUCUGCAGUAUUACAAGCUCCUUCAGACAUCUCCUUGGAUUACCAGCCAGUCCAGCCUGAAUUGAAUGCGCCAAGGAUGCUGGACAGUAUUGCUAAACAAGUCAAAAGGACAGUCAGGAGACGGAGGCACGCUGGUGACGAUGACUACAAUAUUGAGGUGCUGCUUGGAGUAGAUGAUUCUGUUGUCCGUUUUCAUGGGAAAGAGCAUGUGCAAAACUAUCUCCUCACCCUCAUGAACAUUGUGAAUGAGAUCUACCACGAAGAAUCAUUGGGAGUGCACAUUAAUGUUGUCCUUGUGAGGAUGAUAAUGCUUGGAUAUGCUAAGUCCAUCAGUCUCAUUGAACGUGGCAACCCUUCACGAAGCCUGGAGAAUGUGUGUCGCUGGGCAUUCGUCCAGCAGAAAGAGGAUCCAGAGCAUUCAGAGCAUCACGACCAUGCUAUCUUCCUGACCCGGCAAGGUUUUGGCCCCACCGGGAUGCAAGGAUAUGCCCCCGUCACUGGGAUGUGCCACCCUGUCCGCAGCUGCACCCUCAAUCAUGAAGACGGCUUCUCUUCUGCCUUCGUUGUAGCCCACGAAACCGGACAUGUACUGGGAAUGGAGCAUGACGGUCAGGGCAACCGCUGCGGUGACGAAACAGCUAUGGGAAGUGUCAUGGCUCCUCUGGUGCAAGCAGCCUUCCACCGCUACCACUGGUCAAUGUGCAGUGGCCAAGAGCUGAAGAGAUAUAUUCAUACAUACGACUGCUUGCUGGACGACCCCUUCAAACAUGACUGGCCGCAGCUCCCUGAACUUCCCGGCAUCAAUUACUCCAUGGAUGAACAGUGUCGCUUCGAUUUUGGAGUUGGAUACAAAAUCUGUACUUCAUUUCGCACAUUUGAUCCAUGCAAGCAGCUUUGGUGCAGUCAUCCAGAUAACCCUUACUUCUGCAAGACCAAGAAAGGACCACCAUUGGAUGGGACUGAAUGUGCACCCGGGAAGUGGUGCUACAAAGGUCACUGCAUGUGGAAGAAUGCCAACCAAGUGAAGCAAGAUGGAGCCUGGGGCGCCUGGAGCAAGUAUGGCUCCUGCUCUCGCUCCUGCGGGACAGGGGUCCGAUUCAGAACCCGCCAGUGCAACAACCCUAUUCCAUCUCAUGGCGGUCAGGAGUGUCCAGGGGUGAACUAUGAGUACCAGCUCUGUAACAUUGAUGAUUGCCCCAAACACUUUGAGGACUUCAGAGCACAGCAAUGUCAACAACGCAACUCUCACUUUGAAUACCAGAACACUAAACACCACUGGCUUCCCUACGAACACCCAGACGCCAACAAAAGGUGUCACCUUUAUUGCCAGUCGAAAGAAACAGGUGACGUGGCUUACAUGAAGCAGCUGAUGCAUGAUGGGACAAAGUGCUCUUACAAAGACCCGUACAGCAUCUGUGUGCGUGGAGAGUGUGUGAAAGUGGGCUGUGACAGGGAAAUUGGCUCCAACAAGGUGGAGGAUAAGUGUGGCGUGUGUGGGGGUGAUAACUCCCACUGCCGAACUGUGAAAGGAACCUUCACCCGUGUACCCAAGAAAGCUGGGAAAAAGUUAAGCAAGAGAUCCCAAAAAGAAAUUCCUGUUUUGGAAAACACAACCUGGAAAACAAGAGGAGCCUUUUUGCUGCCGAAAGGAGCUCGGAAUAUAUAUCUGAAUGAAACAGAGGAUUCUAGAAAUGUGAUGGGUUACCUAAAGAUGUUUCUCAUUCCUCCUGGGGCUAGACAUGUGAUCAUACAAGAACAUGAGGCUUCUCCUCAAAUUCUUGCUAUCAAGAACCAAGCAACAGGACAUUACAUUCUCAAUGGCAAAGGAGAAGUUGCAAGAUCUCGGCGCUUCAUUGAAAUAGGAGUGGAGUGGGACUACCUCAUCGAGGAUGAUGUCGAGACUCUCUACACUGAUGGUCCACUACAUGAUGCAAUUGUUGUUCUGAUCAUACCUAAAGACAAUGAGACGAGGUCCACACUGAUGUACAAAUACAUCAUCCAUGAAGAUUCUGUGCCCCUUAACAACAAUAAUGUCAUUCAGGAGGACACAUAUGAAUGGGCGCUUAAAAGCUGGUCCACAUGUUCAAGACCUUGUGCUGGAGGAUUCCAAUACACCAAAUAUGGGUGUCGUAAAAAAGGUGACAACAAAAUGGUGCACAGAGGCUACUGUGACAUCAACAAGAAACCCAAACCUAUUCGCAGAAUGUGUAACUUACAAGACUGCACUCAACCACAAUGGAUCACAGAAGAGUGGGAACAUUGUACUAAAACCUGUGGGAGCUUGGGAUACCACAUCCGCACUGUGCGCUGUGUCCAGUUCCCUCACGAGGGCACUAACCGCUCCAUCCACAGCAAAUUCUGCAGUGGGGAAAAACCAGAGAUCAGGAGGGCAUGCAACAGAAUACCCUGCCCAGCACAAUGGAGGACCGGGGCCUGGUCAGAGUGCUCAGUGUCCUGUGGGGAGGGUGUGAUGCGACGUCUGGUCACAUGUCGCAUUGGAGAUCAAUGCACCGGCGAGAAGCCUGAUUCACACAGACCCUGCAGGCCAGGACCCUGUCACGAUGAGUCAUGCGGAGGAGACAAGUCCAUAUUCUGUCAGAUGGAGGUUCUGGCUCGUUAUUGCUCGAUACCAGGUUACAACAAGCUCUGCUGUGAAUCCUGCAGUAAGCGAAGUGGUACUUUUUCUCCUCUUCUGCACGAAGCUGCUGAGAUGGAAGAGGAACAUCGCUUCAGUUCAGCCGCUCAAUUUCUGGAGACACUUUCAGCCUCAGCUGUUAAUGGAACACUGAAAGGCCCUCACCAGCAUCAGCGGGGGUCCUCGUCACAAGGCCAAUUUGCCAAGCAAACCACGACUCCUCCGCCUCGCAAACCCUAUACCGAGAAAAGCAAGACUCAAAAGCUCCUCAAAUCUGGCUCGAGAAAUCUGCCUGCAAUGGCGAUCCAUAGCUUGUGGAACGAGAACGCCGGUAAUGAUGCACCAUGGCUGCUGGAAAGUUUCCAAGAGACUCAGUGGCCAACAGCAUCAUCCGAGGUGGAGAGAUGAAGGCUAGUUUGUCUCUUUUUUCUCUCUCUGUCUGGACUCUCUUUCUCUCAUUUGUUUGUUGUAGAUAUAGAUCUUUAACAUUCAUCAUUACAUUCAGAUGAUCCUCAAGUUAUUUGAAAGCAAGAGAGAGUGAAGUGCUGGUUCACUUUCAAAUGUUCUCUCGCCAGCAGUAUUUGUUUUUAGAACACACUUGUCAAUCACACACUGCUGUGAAGGGGAAUGUGCCAAAUACUUUUUUUUUAUGAUCCUCUCAGCAGCCUGGUCUAUGAAGGUGAAGAGACUUGUGGUACGCAUGAGGAAAUGCUUGUAGUUGCAUCAAACUUCACACUCUAUACAGUUUUAUUUUGAACGGCUCCAAACUUGUUUGACCAAAUAAUAUUUAUGAACAUUCCUGUAAAUACUGUAUAUGAAAAAAUAUCAGUAUUAUAAAAAAAAAGAAAAAAAAAAAAGCUGAGGAUUUUUAAAAUAAGAGAUUUAGGACCAUUAUCGGUGCUUUUAAAGUUAAGAACACUUUAUUAGGAAAUGUGCUUUUCAGUCAUGAUUUUUAAGCACUGGAGCAUAUGUAUUCCAAAAUGAUGUGAGCCACAGGAAAAACCAUUAAAACCGCCAUAAAAUAUCAACUUUUGGUUCCAAAAGCAUUUCUGUCACUCUUGAAUCAGCCUCUCAGAAAGUCAUCAAUCAAAUGAAAUUCUCAUCAAAUAAAGACUUUGUUUUCCUCCAAAAUAAUUUAUUUUCAGCUAAAAUGUUUAGUUAUAAUGUUGAGGCUUCUCUUUGACACAUGCCCCUUAGAUUUUUCCCAUUAUGUCAUAUGCAUGUAUUCACCUUUUCAGCCAGAUUUUUUUUUUAGCCAAUGACAAUUUUGAGUGCGAACGUCAUCAAUCAGCUGAUAUGGGAGACCCAAUCAUAUAUAUUGUGAAAUGAAUUGGAUGUUUCAGUUGGGAUUUUAAAGAAGUAAAGCUGGACUUUCUGAAGAUCUUAUACUGCACAUGAUAUCUCUUGUUUGAGGGAGAGGAAAGCUAUUUAUUUUUAUUAUCGAGGGUUAAAUCUCAACCACAAUGCAUCUGACUGCAAUACGAAGGAGACCAGUUAAUCUAUCAGUGGAGUUCAGCUGUUCAUAACCAUACACUCACUUUCACCUGUGUGCCACUAAAGCUAUUGUAUACCAUUGAGAACUUUAGGAGUAUGCAUUGAGAUUCAAAGUUCAAUAUCAUGUCUUGUGUUACUCAUUAUCUGUUACUUAAGGAAACACAUGAUCCCAAUGAGUUGUGAGAGUUGCUCACAAAAGUAAAUGCAGAAACAAAAGUAGACAUUUUAAUAGCUUUUUUUGUUGUUGUUUUAACUGGCAUUUUAGAUACAAUAAGACACAUGCUCAGUUUUUGAGAUGUUAUAAUAAGGGAAAGCUGUUUCACAGCCAUUUUAGAAUAGAAAUAAUGUACAGGAAAUCCUAAACAAAGCUGUCAUUUACAGUGAUUCAUUGUCCAUUACUCAAAGUUUCCCCAAUCCUGCACGAAACUGUUUUUACAGUUAAUUUGUAGCUUUAAUAAAAAAAAGGAAAAUUAUUGUGGAUUUUGAUCCUCUAGAAUAGACAAUAGGUGCAUUUGCAUAAAUAUAGAACUUCAACGUCUUUGAACUUCAUUCAACCAAUGAAAGCUGAGGUGAACGUUAUGUACAUCACAAGAAUUAUUGUUCAUUUACUGCUAAUAAAGAAUUGGUUUCUGAUCAAAUCGACUAGCUUUCAGAAACACAAAAGAAUGUGAGAUAGUUGAAGCUCAAUUGACAAUCCCUAAGCCACAGACAGACACCCAAUACAAAAAGAUAAAUCAUAUUUAUCCUCACAAUUCCAUGUCCAUUUAGGUAUGAAUUAUUGUCCUGGCUUACAAAUACACUUUCAGUUGCUUGCAGUCAUUUAUUUUUGUUUUAAUUUGUACUUUUGUUAGUUGUAAUGGAAGUGUACACUACUGAGGCUGUUUUUGUAAUGGGGAGCACAUAGAAAUAAAGAAUGAACACAA